AUGGAUGCAGAUGUGAUUCGUCUCAAUGUGGGCGGAGAACUUUACUGGACGACCCGCACCACAAUUCAGAAGCACCCGAGCUCAGAGUUGGCAAAGAUGCUUUCAGGCGAGACUCCUGCCAGCUGGUCUGGCGAUUGUUUGUGUGUCGACCGUGACGGGCGUCUGUUCAGGCACGUCCUCAACUAUCUCCGUGAUGGCCGGCUUCCUUUGGGCCUUUCGCAUGCCGAUCGAACACUGCUGCUGCAAGAGGUCAAAUACUUUGGCCUUGACGAGUUGCACCAGAGUCUUGGAGGUUUGCAGGAGCCCCAGCCUCGACCUUCCAAUCGGACCUCCACAGGCUUGUCGUUGCAGCCCGACGCAGACAGCUUGAUUCAUGAGGUGAAGACCUCUCGACAAUUUGUCCGUUUGAGGUGGGGCCAUGAAUAUAGCGGUGGUUGGUUGGUGAGCUCUCCGCGGAACCUGGCUGGUGUGGACUACGAGUUGCACGCUGCUUGUCUAGCACGCUCUCCCUUGGAGGCCCUGAACAAGCUAUCAAAAGCAGGCUUUUUGCCUUGUAGCCGACCUCCCAAGAUGCCCAGGAUGUCUGAGCUGGACUCGUGGGAACUGAUGAUGUACAAGGACCACCCGGUGCCGCUGGUGGCACAGGCCCCAAAGCGUACCGCACCUCAGCCAGUGCGGCUGUGA
Messenger RNA from Durusdinium trenchii, 684 nucleotides. The record is from the annotation of a GenBank genome assembly. Lineage: Eukaryota; Dinophyceae; Suessiales; Symbiodiniaceae.